This is a messenger RNA of Bombyx mori (domestic silkworm), 2204 nucleotides long. RefSeq names its product serine protease 3. Gene Ontology annotation, biological process: proteolysis. Gene Ontology annotation, molecular function: serine-type endopeptidase activity. The record is from RefSeq and is a predicted model, not a curated record. The transcript is spliced from 8 exons. NCBI's taxonomy places the organism in Eukaryota, Metazoa, Arthropoda, Insecta, Lepidoptera, Bombycidae. The coding region runs from base 994 to 2115 and encodes 373 amino acids.
CUGAUUUUGCUAGGACUAGUGUUAACAAAUUUUCUCAGGUUAAGCCCGUGAGCUCACCUACCCGUCCACGCGUAGCUGAAAUAGCCUGCUGAGCUAGCGAAUAGACCAUAGAUAGAUCAGCGAAUAGGUAGGAAAAAAAACUAGUCGUGUGUAGAACUACGAAAACUGUAAAGUAUACGAAAUGUCAGCAAUAAUAAACACAAGCUUAAACCGUUAAUAAUAAUAAAUUUUAUUUCCGAAUUAAAUUCCAUAUGAAGUGUUAGUAAUACAAAAUAUUAAAAAAGCAGUAGAUUUUAUUUAUUUUACAUCGACCAUGGCUGGUCUUGAGCCAACAUGGACUUCGUUCCAGUGCCUCAGUAUAGGGCAGCAAUAGCGACUCCCUAUCGCGGCCAGGAGGCUCUUCGGGCUGUCCCGGAGCCGGCACCACGCCGCACGCACGCAAUGUCGAUGUAAUUAUGUUUACGACUCUCAGAGACUGAACAAAUUUGAUGUAACUGCUGAUUUUUAUGAAAAUUAUGCAUAGCUUUCGUUCAUUGUGUGUUUUUCGAAGAGAAUAAUAAUGUUAUAAUGCAUAAUUAAUUCAAAUACAUGUGCUUGUUCAUUGCUAGAAAUUUGAUCAGUCAAAAUAUUGAAACCUUUGGGGGUCGAUGCUUCCCGCUUCCGUGGGCUUAAUCCGCGAUAGGUAACCUCCGGGUGGUGAUAACGGGAGCCGAUAACAUAAGCGGUGGUAGACCUUGUCUACUUGUGGGAUUUAAAUACAAAUAAACAACCCUAUAAUGCUGAAAGCAUCACCUCAACCUGCAGGUUCCACGAGUGUACAGCAUGCACUCAUUUUUUUAUCAUGAGAUAUCUCAUGAUAAAAAAAACCGAAACGUAAUUAAGAUGGAUUAAUGAAAUUAUUCUACAUGUAAUAAUCAUUAUCGAUCAGUUAUCUAACAAAUCUGACUUGUAAUAAAUGCAAUAGAUGACACCAAUAGUGCAGUCGUAACUGAAAUGGCAAUCUGGACUGUUGUGAUAUUUCUGGUGGCGUUCGUCGGGGGUCAGGCGCUCGCCGACGACACCGAUUUCACUUUCCCUGAAAUCGCUCGCGAGCGUUCCCUGCCGGGUUCUAGAAUUGUAUCAGGAUGGGAGGCGAGUGAAGGCCAGUUCCCUUACCAGCUCUCGAUUCGUAUGGUCAGUACUGUGGGAGGAGUCAACGCCUGCGGAGCCACCAUCAUUCAUAGCAACUGGGGGCUUACAGCUGCUCACUGCACCGGUUUGCGUGUAACAAUCAUCGUCCGAGCUGGAGCAGUGAACCUGACCCGUCCCGGCUUGCUUUUCGAGACCACUAAGUACAUAAAUCAUCCUGAGUACAGCGAAAAUUUGAACGUAGUGCAGCCUCAUGAUAUUGGUCUAAUAGACUUUGGUAGAAAACUAGAGUUUAAUGAUUACAUUCAGCCAAUCAGACUGCAGAGAUCCGCGGAUAAAGAUCGUAAUUACGACAAUGUCAGACUUGUCGCCAGCGGAUGGGGCCGCACCUGGACCGGAAGCGCAUCUCCGGAGAACCUGAACUGGGUGUUCUUGAACGGAAUAUCGAAUCUGCGUUGUAUGGUGGCCUACAACUUCAGUCCCACCAUUCAGCCCUCCACCAUUUGCACGCUUGGUUACAACGACACCACGCAGUCCACUUGCCAGGGUGACAGCGGUGGUCCUCUGACAGUGAUCGAUGAAGACGGCCAAAUCACACAAGUAGGAGUCACUUCGUUCGUGUCCAGCGAAGGCUGCCACGUGGAUAUACCUGCAGGUUUUAUCCGGCCCGGCCACUACCUCGACUGGUUUAAGACGGUCACCGGUUUAGAUUUCGAUUGGACAUCGAGCACAACACAAGCACCUGAGACAACAGAAACACCCGGCGCAACAGAAGCGCCUGUGACAACAGAAGCUCCCGAGGCCACAGAAGCACCCGUGACCACAGAAGCACCCGGCGCAACAGAAGCACCCAACACAACUGAAGCACCCGACGCAACAGAAGCACCCGUGACCACAGAAGCACCCGAGAUAACAGAAGCACCUUACACAACAGAAACACCCGAGACCCCAGAAACCAGAUACCGAAACUUCGGCACCGCUUUUUGAAUAGUAAUAUUCAAAAACAAUUUGACUUUUUGAUGAAUGUUGAACAAUUUUUUUUGUAGAAUUUUAGUGGAAUAUAAAUUAUAAUUCUA